AUGCCUUCUCCAGUUGUUUUAACACGUUCCACACCGGCACGUGGUCUUUCUAUUAAGAUGUUCGAUCGUCAGCUGAAGGGGUUACAGCGGUGUCUAGUGGAUGCACCUUCCUGUGAUCUCCAUAAACUGUGUGCAGAGCAGAUGUUAGAUCGCCGUGCCUUUGUUAAACGGGAUACGCCUGUGGUAUUGGAGGUUGGUGCACAUACCGGUUGGUUUUUUCGUCAUAUGUUGGAGAAGAAACAAUUGUUUGGUCUUAAACAGUAUAUUCAAACGGAUGUAUGUGAAGAACGUUUGAAUCGUAACUAUGAUGAAGUUAAACAUCUUAUUCCUCCUGAUGUGGAGUUUGUACAAAUCUGUUGUGAUGAGGAGGAAAUGAAUCCUUUUGGAAUUCCUGAACGAACUGUGGAUAUGGUGGUUUCUUGUUUAUCUAUGCAUUGGGUAAAUGAUCUUGAAACGGCUAUGGUAAAUAUUCGUAAAAUACUUAAAAAGGAUGGUUUUAUGUUACACACUAUGUUUGGUGGUAAUACAUUAUAUGAAUUACGUGGUUGUUUUUCAAUGGCACAAACAGAAGUACUCGGUGGGGUAUCACCGCAUAUUUCUCCUAUGAUUGAUGGGGCUGGUCUUUCCACAUUAGUAUUACAAGCUGGAUUUAAUCUUCCUAGCAUAGAUAUAGAUCGUCAUUUACUUUUAUAUCAAACACCUUUUCAUCUAAUGGAACAUUUAUCGACUAUGGGAGAGAGUGCAUGUCAUUAUAUGCGACGUCCUCUUAACCGUGAUGUUUUAUUAGCUGCCUGUGCUGCUUAUGAUGUAAUGUACAAAAAGAAUGAACUUAUCCCUGCAACUUUUGAAGUUUUUCAUACUAUUGCAUGGAGUCCAAGUCCAACACAAUCGAAACCAUUGGAACGUGGAAGUGGUAUGAUACCUCUAACCAGCUGGAAUUCUCAGAAUAGGCAGCGAUUACAGGAUGUACUAGAUGAGUUCGCACAAAAUCCUGAUGAUGAAUCAUUGCAAGCGAAGGCAGAAGAUUUAUUCCAGAAACUCCGAGAAGAGAGUGCAGAGUUCCUUGAGAAAAAGGGAUUAGAUGUACGUGGACUUGAUGGUAACCGUGAUGAAGAAGCGCGGGAAUUGGAGAAGCGUAAGCCAGACCCACCAUUUCAGCGUAGUGAGGGAAAAGAUGAAUAG
Messenger RNA from Trypanosoma theileri, 1182 nucleotides. RefSeq lists its product as uncharacterized. The record is from RefSeq and is a predicted model, not a curated record. Gene Ontology annotation, molecular function: S-adenosylmethionine-dependent methyltransferase activity. NCBI's taxonomy places the organism in Eukaryota, Euglenozoa, Kinetoplastea, Trypanosomatida, Trypanosomatidae. Gene Ontology annotation, cellular component: mitochondrion. The transcript has a single exon. Gene Ontology annotation, biological process: mitochondrial respiratory chain complex I assembly. The coding region runs from base 1 to 1182 and encodes 393 amino acids.